Oryza brachyantha (malo sina) is the source of this 2348-nucleotide messenger RNA. Its product is annotated as putative wall-associated receptor kinase-like 16. The record is from RefSeq and is a predicted model, not a curated record. The coding region runs from base 1 to 2250 and encodes 749 amino acids. Gene Ontology annotation, biological process: protein phosphorylation; cell surface receptor signaling pathway. The transcript is spliced from 4 exons. Gene Ontology annotation, cellular component: plasma membrane. Gene Ontology annotation, molecular function: polysaccharide binding; protein serine/threonine kinase activity; ATP binding. Lineage: Eukaryota; Viridiplantae; Streptophyta; Magnoliopsida; Poales; Poaceae.
AUGGUGCAACCUCGUCUCGACCUCCGCGGCCGCCGCCGACUCGUGCUGCUCCUCUCGUCGGUGGCCGCCAGCUGGAUGCUCGCCGCCGCCGCGGCGGUGGCGCUCCCGGGCUGCCAGUCGCGGUGCGGCGACGUGGACGUCCCGUACCCGUUCGGGAUCGGCCGGGGCUGCGCGAUCCACGGCGGCUUCGAGCUCAGCUGCACGUCGGCCGCCACGGGGGCGGCCGCCGGCACGAGCAAGCUGCGGCUGCUCGCGGCAGCGACGUCGUCGCCGCCGCCGGAGGUGACGAGGAUCUCCGAGCGCGACGGCAAGGUGUGGGUUAAGAGCACCAUCGCCACGCAGUGCUACAACGCGACCACGGGCCGUCUCGAGUCCACGACCGCGUCAGCCAACUUCAGCUCCCCGUUCUUCUCCCUCUCGCCUGUCGACAACAAGAUCGUUGUCAUCGGGUGCAGAAGCCUCGGCUACAUGCAGAGUGACACUUACGCCGUCGGCUGCUCAGCGACGUGCGGCGCCGACAAGAUCCCGGCGAACGGCUCCUGCUCCGGCGCCGGCUGCUGCCAGGCGGACGUCCCGAGAGGGGUGCGCAGCUACGUGAGCUUCUUCAACGACAACUACAACGCCUCCGCGAUAUGGCGGAACACGCCGUGCAACUACGUCGCGCUGAUGGAGGCCGCCGCCUUCCGCUUCAGCACCGGCUACCUCACCACCACGGCGUUCGCCGACAGGUACGCCGGGAACCUCCCCGUCGUCGUGGACUGGGUGGUCUCGCCCCAGAAAUGCAGCGAAGCCAGAGGCGGCGACCGUAUCAGUGCGUACGCGUGCGUCAGCAGCAACAGUGAGUGCGUCGACGGCGAACUGGGCUACCGAUGCAGGUGCUCCAAGGGAUACGGUGGCAACCCGUACAUCACGGGUGGAUGUACAGAUAUUGACGAGUGCCAUGAUAAUGUUACUUAUCCAUGUGCUGGAAUAUGCAAAAACACAUUGGGGAGUUUUGAAUGCUCAUGCCCAAAAGGAAAACAUAUGAUGCAGGGUGGUUACUGCAUGGUAAAUGACAGACCAGUUUGGGUGAUGCCUCUUGUUGGUGCUAGUGCUGGAGUUGUCAUCCUUGUGAUUUUCAUCACUUGUUCGUACUUAUUUCGAGAAAGACAUAAGCUGCAUAAAAUGAAAAAGAAGUACUUUCGACAACAUGGUGGCAUGCUGCUUUUCGAGGAGAUGAAAUCACAGCAAGGUGUGGCAUUCAAAAUAUUCUCGGAAGAAGAGCUACGACAAGCCACAAACAAGUUUCACGAACAACAUAUACUUGGUCAUGGAGGCCAUGGAAUAGUCUAUAAGGGAGUAUUGAAGGGUGGUGAUGUAGUAGCUAUCAAAAAAUGCACGACAAUUGAUGAGCAACAGAAGAAAGAAUUUGGCAGGGAGAUGUUAAUCCUUUCCCAGAUAAAUCAUAGGAAUAUUGUUAAGCUACUAGGUUGUUGCCUCGAAGUUGAAGUCCCAAUUCUGGUCUAUGAAUAUAUUCCAAAUGGCACAUUGUUCCAUCUCAUCCAUGGCGACCAUGGCUGUCAUAUUUCUUUGAAGACUCGUCUACGGAUCGCUCAUGAGUCUGCUGAGGCACUUUCCUACCUCCAUUCAUGUGCAUCCCCACCAAUCCUUCAUGGCGACGUGAAGUCCACCAACAUCCUCCUAGGUGGUGAUUACACGGUGAAAGUUUCUGAUUUUGGUGCUUCAAUACUUGCUCCGACCGAUGAAGCACAGUUUGUCACACUCGUUCAAGGAACUUGUGGUUAUCUUGACCCAGAAUAUAUGCAGACAUGCCAAUUAACAGAAAAAAGUGAUGUAUAUAGCUUCGGUGUCGUUCUUUUGGAGUUGCUCACUCGCAAGAAGGCUUUCAACCUCGAAGGUCCGGAACAUGAGAAGAGUUUGUCGAUGUGGUUUCUGUCCAUGAUGAAGGAAAACAAACUUAUGGACAUCUUGGAUGAUCAAAUUAAGAAUGACGAAAAUAUAGAGCAUCUUGAAGAGAUCGCAGAGUUAGCAAAAAAGUGCCUGGAGAUGUGUGGUGAGGAUAGGCCAUUAAUGAAGGAAGUUGUAGAGAAGAUUGACAAGUUGAGAAAGGUCAUGGAACAUCCAUGGGAGCAACAGAAUCGUGAAGAUUUAGAUGAUUUGCUCGGGGAGUGGUCGGCACAAGGGAUUGUGGAUACUGGGAACUUCAGCAUUGAGAAGGAAGUUGUUAAUGGCUUAAAAUUAGGGCGUUAGUUUUUGUUGAAGACAUAUUUUAUACAACAUCAUAAUAUAUGUAAUUAUUCCUACUCAAUACUUUCAUGUGUAACUGUAUGGUAUUGAUUUUUCCCUAA